Lindgomyces ingoldianus is the source of this 2042-nucleotide messenger RNA. RefSeq lists its product as uncharacterized. The transcript has a single exon. The coding region runs from base 36 to 1685 and encodes 549 amino acids. Lineage: Eukaryota; Fungi; Ascomycota; Dothideomycetes; Pleosporales; Lindgomycetaceae. The record is from RefSeq and is a predicted model, not a curated record.
ACCAUUCAUCCCCACCCAUCCCCAAGCCAAGCAUCAUGGAUCCCUUCAGCACCUCGCUAGAGAUCAUAAGCCUAGUGUACGAAACCACGAUCUUCAUCCGUGACGUCACUGCCGAAGUUAAGAACUAUGGCGACGCCAAGCGCGACAUCUCUGAGCGCCUGGAACACGAACUCGUCUUUGUUGAAACAUUCACGGAUGUGUGCUUUGGCGAAGACCAAGGACUUUUACGGGAUCCCAGGGUCAAAGACAGUGUGAAAAGAGAUGUGAAGCAUUGCUUGGAUGCGCUGAGCAGAGCGUCGGCGGAGUAUCGCGUUGAGGCUGAAAAGUAUAAGGGCACCGUUCCGGAUAUAGCUGAUGAGACCGCUGAUGCGCUUGCGAAAACUGAUUUGAAGGAUGGUAGGAAGGGAGUGAAGGACAGGAUGAAGGCGAGAUGCGAAGUGUGGAAGAAGAAAGCCGCUCCGCUUGAGUGGGCGUUGUUCGGGAAGGAAGAGAUGGAAAAUUUGCUGGCAACGUACACGCAGUGGACCGAUCGCCUACGGCAGACUCUUUCGAUAGUCCUGUUGCUUGCUGGGACACCAUCUCCGGAGUUUGCAGCAAGCGCGCAAGCAGCCAACUUGGGGAUGAAGGAGGUAUCCGAAAGGCAAGUCAGAGUACGCGGCACGCCGCCAGAGGAAUAUGACGCUCUCAAAGGCGAAAUGAAGGAUGAGAUCACUACAAACCCGGGAAAUGGCCUGAUCAAGGGCGUUUACGAAGAUGAAUCUGGCUUCGACUCGAUCGACGUAGUUGUUGAGAUCCGGCCUUAUGACGAAGCCCUUUCCCUAGUCCUGAGCGAACGAAACUAUGAAGCAACGCAAGCGCUCAAGGAGCCGCUCCGCCAACUCACCUGGCUCCUACAAAGUCCCGUGGACUCCAAUUUCUCGAGAGAGGACGCUGAGGAUGGCUAUCGCAUGCAUACGCUAGGCUGCAUUGGCUUUUUAGAUGAGCCCUCGAAGAACCGCAGCCUGAUCCUCUACCGCUCACCUUCUGUGCCCUCGACUGCACAGGGGGUCCCCACCCUUCAUAAUAUCAUAUGCAAAGCUGCGAAGCCCAGCCUUGGAAACCGUUUCCGCACCGCUCGCGCCCUUGCCUCUACCCUUCUUACCAUCCAUGCUUCAAGCUGGGUCCACAAAAACAUAUGCUCCAGGAGUAUCCUCAUGCUACCCGUGUCAUCCACAGAUUCCGAAAAUCUUCCUUAUCUCUUAGGCUGGGACGUCGCACGACCACUCGAAGCGGGCACAUCACUUCAUGGUAUGUUCGACCUUGAGCCCAACCUUUAUCGUCAUCAAGCACGCUUCGGCAAACCAUUUCAGAAGUUUUCCAAUGAACACGACAUCUACUCUCUCGGCGUUGUGCUUCUAGAGAUUGGCUUAUGGAAGACCAUGUCAACCAUCUUCGCGCGGCCCCUCGAGAAACAUCCUAGAAUCAAGACGACUGAACAGCACGACCUAUUUAGACGCGUAAACGGGAUGAUUAUCGACCUAGCUAAUAGCCCGGAUUUGAAGAGAGAAAUGGGUGAAGGUUACGCGGCUAUUGUACGGAGAUGUCUUGCCUGGGAAACGAGUGGGACCCACGAGGAUGCUGUUGAGCAUUUGAUUAGUUUCCGCAAGACGGUCGUGGACGCUCUGUCACCAGGAAGUAAGCUGUAGAGACACCGAGGCUCUUAGCCAUUGCGCACCAAUUAAGAUCUCCUUUUCUGGGGAGCCUCGAAUUGUUGCAAUACUUUGAAAUUAAGGGCAGAUCUAAGAAUAAGGAUUCUAGCAAUAUUACUCACGCACAUUGACUUUCUGUGCUCGCGCACUUCUCCAGCGUGCAUCGUUAGAGCACCAAGCUUCUAGAUUACAGAAAUGUGGAGAUGCGGUGGGAUUAAUUGCGCCGUAUCUUCGCGGCGUGAUCAGUGCUGGCGGGAAUCGGUCCGAAUCAAUUAUCCGGAAUCACGUGGCGCUAUCCUGGAUCUAGAUCGGAUCCAUGAAUUAAUUCAGCGCUAAGGCUAAAUAGGCAACUAU